Molecule: messenger RNA, 4245 nt
Organism: Ananas comosus (pineapple)
Lineage: Eukaryota; Viridiplantae; Streptophyta; Magnoliopsida; Poales; Bromeliaceae
Product: phospholipase D zeta 1-like
Exons: 20
Coding region: 230-3520 (1096 amino acids)
Biological process (GO): intracellular signal transduction; phosphatidic acid biosynthetic process; phospholipid catabolic process
Cellular component (GO): plasma membrane
Molecular function (GO): D-type glycerophospholipase activity
Source: RefSeq, a predicted model, not a curated record
CUCCCCUCGUUGUAUAUAUACAAACCCCUCUCCCCACCUCCACCAAUCCACAUGCCUUCGAAGAUUCGCAUCCUCCUCUUUCUUAUUCCCAUUCCUCUUACCAAGAGACGCCAUUCGUAGGAGCACGAAGAGCGUGUGGAACCCUAGCGCUUCUCUCCGAGAUCCGAUCCUUUUUCGCUCGGAAUCGCGCUCGAAUCCGCCGCAAACACGGAAGCCUCGGCGUUCGUUCAUGUUCUCCGAUCGACCCCCCGUAGAGGGGGGCCACUGCUACGUUAAGAUGCCGUCGGAGCCGCCGCCACCCGCGGCGGCGGCGGCUGCGGCGGCGGCGGCGGAGAGGAUCUUCGACGAGCUUCCGAAGGCCACCAUUGUCGCGGUGUCGCGGCCCGAGGCGAGCGAUAUCACGCCCAUGCUCCUCUCCUACACCAUCGAGUUCGAGUACAAGCAGUUUAAGUGGUGUUUAGUGAAGAAAGCUUCACAAGUGUUCUAUCUACAUUUUCAAUUGAAGAAACGUGCACUUCUCGAGGAAUUUCAUGAGAAGCAAGAGCAGGUGAAAGAAUGGCUUCAAAAUCUUGGGCUUGGUGAGCAUACAGCGGUAGUUCAUGAUGAUGACGAGGCGAACGUGGAGCCUGUUAUUUUGCAACAGGAUGAAAACUCUGUUAGAAAGAGAAAUGUUCCUUCUAGUGCUGCAUUGCCUGUCAUCAAGCAAGCACUCGCAAGGCAGCAAUCAGUUUCUGACAGGGCAAGGAAUGCUAUGCAAGGCUAUUUAGAUCACUUUCUGGGGAACUUGGAUAUUGUAAACUCUCGGGAGGUCUGCAAGUUCUUGGAGGUCUCACGGCUAUCCUUUUUACCGGAGUAUGGACCUAAGCUAAAAGAAGAUUAUGUUACAGUGAGGCAUUUGCGAAAUAUUCGCCAUGAUGAUGAUGAUGAUGAUGAUGAUGAUGAAAGAUGUUGCUCAUGUGGUUGGUUUAGCUGUUGCCACAGCAGCUGGCGAAAGGUUUGGGCUGUAUUGAAGCCGGGGUUCUUGGCUUUACUGCAUGAUCCUUACGAUACCAAGCUUUUAGAUAUAAUUGUUUUUGAUGCACUGCCACCAUCAAAUGGAAAGGAGGAAACUCGUACUCUCCUAGCAAAAGAAAUCAAGCAACGCAAUCCUCUGCGCUAUGGGUUCCAGGUAACUUGUGGGAGCCGGACAAUAAAAUUAAGGUCGACAUGCAACGACAAAGUUAAAGAUUGGGUCACUGCAAUAAAUGAUGCAGCCUUACGGCGUCCAGAGGGCUGGUGUUACCCUCACCGUUUCAGCUCUUUUGCACCACCUCGUGGUUUGACCGAAGAUGGAAGUAUGGUUCAGUGGUUCAUUGACGGGGAAGCUGCAUUUGAAGCAAUUGCUUCUGCAAUUGAGGAAGCCAAAUCUGAGAUAUUCAUCACUGGUUGGUGGUUAUGCCCGGAAUUGUAUCUCCGACGCCCUUUUGAUGCGCACAGCUCCUCUAGGCUUGAUGCUCUGUUGGAGGCAAGAGCUAAGCAGGGUGUACAGAUUUACGUCCUUCUUUACAAGGAGGUUGCCAUCGCGUUGAAAAUUAACAGUGCAUACAGUAAGAGUAGGCUACUUGGCAUUCAUGACAAUGUGAAAGUCCUUCGUUAUCCAGAUCAUUUCUCAACAGGCGUAUAUCUAUGGUCCCACCAUGAAAAGAUUGUGAUUGUUGAUAACCAAGUAUGCUUUAUUGGAGGACUUGAUUUGUGUUUUGGUCGUUAUGACAACCCGGAACACAAAGUCGGGGACUUACCUCCCCUGAUUUGGCCCGGAAAGGAUUACUACAACCCUAGGGAAUCCGAGCCAAAUUCUUGGGAAGAUACGAUGAAAGAUGAGCUGGAUCGUGCAAAAUAUCCUCGCAUGCCCUGGCAUGACGUCCACUGCGCUUUGUGGGGACCGCCUUGUUGUGAUGCAGCAAGGCAUUUUGUUCAGCGCUGGAAUUAUGCAAAGAGAAUUAAAGCCCUAAACCAACAAGCAAUUCCUUUAUUGAUGCCUCAUCAGCACAUGGUUAUUCCGCACUACAUGGGUAGAAGUGAAGAAAUGAAUGGACAAAAAGAGCAACAAACUGUUGUUGACGAGAAAGAUAUCAAAAAAUUCAAUUCCUUUUGCUCCCGCUCUUUGUGCCAAGACAUUCCGUUGCUAUUGCCUCAAGAGCCAGAUAAAAUGAAACUGGCCAGAGGAAAUGUAGAGCCUUUAUCUUUUCGAAAAGUAAAAGUUGAGCACUCAGCUCCUGCUUUGCAGUUAAAAGCUUUUGUGGAUGAUCCUGGUUUGCCACAGCUUUCGAGGGAAGCACUUUUUGAUGUGACCUCAAAACCAAGUAUGCAGAAAGCAAAUAAGGACUGGUGGGAGGCACAACAGCGAAGCAGUCGUAUCUCUAUUGACGAAAUUGGACAAGUUGGUCCAAGGACACCAUGUCAUUGUCAGGUCAUUAGGAGUGUUGGUCAAUGGUCAGCUGGAACUAGUCAAACUGAACAGAGCAUUCACAAUGCCUAUACAUCCUUGAUCGAGAGAUCAGAGUAUUUUGUAUAUAUUGAGAAUCAAUUUUUCAUAUCGGGUCUUUCAGGGGAUGAUACAAUAAAAAACCGUGUUUUAGAAGCACUACACAAGCGCAUUUUGCGAGCAGAAAAAGAAAAGAAGUGCUUCAGGAUCAUAAUAGUGAUACCCCUUUUACCUGGAUUUCAGGGAGGUAUUGAUGAUGGCGGUGCUGCAUCUGUGAGGGCAAUAAUGCACUGGCAAUACCGAACCAUUUCUAGGGGGCCGAAUUCUAUAAUGCAGAAUCUUUAUGAGAGAGUGGGCCCUAGAGCGCAUGAUUAUAUAUCCUUUUAUGGACUCAGAACAUAUGGUAGACUUUGUGAUGGAGGUCCUUUGGUUACCAAUCAGGUAUAUGUUCACAGCAAGUUGAUGAUAAUUGAUGAUCGUAUAACAUUGAUGGGAUCAGCAAAUAUAAAUGACAGAAGCUUGCUUGGAUCAAGGGACUCUGAGAUUGGUGUAGUUAUUGAGGACAAAGAGUUUGUCUCCUCGCAUAUGAAUGGAAAGCCUUGGAAAGCUGGAAGGUUUUCUCUUACCCUUCGGCUUUCUCUGUGGUCUGAGCACUUAGGUCUUCAACCAGGAGAGAUUAAUCGGAUCAUCGAUCCUAUUCAAGAUGCAACGUACAAGGACAUUUGGAUGACUGCGGCUAAGAUGAAUACCGCAAUCUAUCAGGAAGUAUUUUCCUGUGUACCCAAUGAUCUUACCCAUUCCAGACAUGCCUUUCGACAAAGUGCUGCCCUUUUGAAAGAAAAAGUCGGCCACACGACCAUCGACUUAGGGAUUGCUCCUGAGAAGAUCCAAUCUAAUCAGAUCGAGGAUAACACACUUACAGAUGUUGUCAUGGAGAAACUAAAUUCAAUUAAGGGCCAUGUUGUUUCCUUUCCUUUGGACUUCAUGUGCCAGGAGGAUUUGAGACCGUUAAUCAUCGAAAGCGAGUUCUACGUGGCUCCUCAAGUUUUUUAUUAGGUGUAGCCUUGUGGGCAUUCCUAUGCCCCCCAUCUCGAUUUGCUAUCGGCAGUGUACAUGCUGUGGCUUGUGCCUUGUUGACAAUUUGGCACGAUACGAUCGACUGCCCACCUUUAUGGAUCACCCAUUCAUGUACCACUAGCCAUCAACACAGCACAGUCGGCAUAACCAUUGUACAGAAUCCCUCUCCAUGUAUCAGCAAACCAUCGGCAUGCAUCAAAGUCGGCGCACGCCACACGCCCCCUGUACAGAGUUCCUUUCAUGCACCACUCAUCAGCAUGCAAGACGGUUGGAGAGCACGAACCAACGUGCCUGCUGCGCCCAUUGGCACGACAAUCUUUGUUUACUCGAUUCUUUGAACUGUAUAUGUAUAUUUUUUAUUCUAAAUUGUUUAUAUUGCAGGGGUCAUUCAACUUGUAUAUAUACACACACACCUUCGAUUCGAGUAUGGCAGAGAAACAGAAAAGAAAAGUAUUAGGCCUUGCAGGAAUGAGAAGCGUAACAAAGCAGAUAUAGCAAAUACAGCUUAUUUGCUUGUCAAAAUUAGGCCAUAAUGGAAAUUAAUUCAUUUUUUCUGUAAGAAUGUCAUUAGCUGGUGCAUCAUUUUAUUCCUGAAUCUUAUGUUCUAUAGUAUACGUCUGAUAAUGUUAGAUAGUAUAGUAUGGUAACUUGGGUUCCAUGUUACUGAGAGAGUUUUUCCCUAUUUAAGUGUUUUUUUUUUUUUU